UGGAAGAAUUCAGUUACGAAAUUAUUUGGGACUAAAUUAAGUCAAGAACGUAACUACAUCUACACUUCUUCGGCUUUAAAUACAAAGAAAUUAGCGGAAUAAGAAGGCAUCAGAAAAAUAAAAAAGAAUUAGAGGAACAAGAAAGAAACCAACCAAAAAAUGAAAGAAAAAGUAUUCUUUUCAUGGGUUAUGAUUCUUUGUGUUGUGAGAAUAAAUGCACAAGGGGAGUACUACACUGAAACCACACCUGCUAUGGCUAUGGAGGACAAGAUGACCAAAUUAUGUUUCUUUUAUCAUAGUGUUUUUGGUGGCAAGAACCCUAAUGUGGUUCCAAUAGCACAACCCAAGGUAAUCCGGAAUGACACCGCCUUACUCCCAUUUGGUACUCUUGUAGCUGUUAAUAAUGCUAUGAGAGUAGGCAUUGAGCCAACCUCAAAAAUUAUAGGCCGUGCGAAAGGUCUCACUUUAGGUGUUAGCCAAAAAGAUGAGUUCACAAUAUUUGGUACUUGCAGGGAUCAUGGGUUCAUUACAGGCAAGUUCAGUGGAAGCUCAUUUGUCCUGUGCUCAAGAAAUCCCAUUGUAGAACCAGAAUACGAGCAUGCUGUUAUUGGUGGGAGAGAAAAGUUGAGGAUGGCUACAGGUUUUGCUAAGGUUCAAACGAUAUUUUUCAAUAUUACAAUUGGUUAUCGUGUUCAAAAGUAUGAAGUGACCUUGUUUCAUUACUGAAGGAAAGGUUUCGUUUCCUCUGCCUAUAUCCACUAAUAUGAAAUUAUGUAAUUUAUGUGUUGAUGAUUUAAUAAUAUUAUAUACAUAGUAUUUUAACUGUUAUUUCUCUUGAUGUUAAGUA
Messenger RNA from Ricinus communis (castor bean), 847 nucleotides. RefSeq names its product dirigent protein 4. The transcript has a single exon. NCBI's taxonomy places the organism in Eukaryota, Viridiplantae, Streptophyta, Magnoliopsida, Malpighiales, Euphorbiaceae. The record is from RefSeq and is a predicted model, not a curated record. Bases 160 to 726 code for a protein of 188 amino acids.